Physcomitrium patens is the source of this 2961-nucleotide messenger RNA. RefSeq lists its product as uncharacterized. The record is from RefSeq and is a predicted model, not a curated record. Gene Ontology annotation, molecular function: mRNA binding; poly(A) RNA polymerase activity. NCBI's taxonomy places the organism in Eukaryota, Viridiplantae, Streptophyta, Bryopsida, Funariales, Funariaceae. Gene Ontology annotation, cellular component: nucleolus; TRAMP complex. Gene Ontology annotation, biological process: RNA 3'-end processing; polyadenylation-dependent ncRNA catabolic process.
UCGCGACACUGUUUCUGUUGCAGACAAAUGAUUCUUCCGACGUAGGUUUCAUCAAUUUCGUUUUACGGACUGUGCAGCUCGGAGUAUGGAGAGCGCGGCGCUCCGCAGAGCGUUGUGCUGCCCUCGCAUUCGUUAAUUUCGAGGGUUUCUUCAUCCUCCAACCAUACUACGUCCCUAUUCGGCACUUGCUUCGCUGGAGUCGGUUUGGAAAUUGGUUCAGGAAAUGUCAUCUUCUCUGAGCUUCAGCUGAGAAAACGGCGGUUUCAUUGUAAUUUUUGGAUUUUUUUUUUUGGUUAAGUGAGGCUUCCAGAGAAUUCUACGCGUGAGAGCCAGGUUGAUGACAUUGGAGGGGUUAGGAUUUUCGUCGCCAUGGCUGCGCCGGACGAGGCCAUGUUUUUGUAUGACACUUUAGCGCCGCUUGGGGAUGAAAAUUCAGAGAUCGGGAAGAGAGAUUAUACCAGCUUGAAUACUUCCUUUCUGCCGCUUGGAAGCGACGGGAGUCCGAGUAGAGAGGACUCUGUAGUUGAACUGAUAACGUCGUCUGUGGAACGGCAAGAGGCAAAGGUUUUGAGGAACUCGUCACAGAAGUCGAGUGGCUUAGCAGGAGGGAGCAGCUUGACAGCCCUAGUUGCCGCGGAGAAGGCGGUGCUCGCCAAAGCCUCCACCCAAGAGUUCAAAGCGAGGGCUUAUACCUCAGGUUCAACUGGCUUGGAAGUGCUCAGCACUGUUAAUACAUAUUCUCUUACUCGAACCAAUAUUCAAAGCAUUGGCAGUCCUCAAGUUGAAGACGAUGCCGAAACAUCAGAAUUUAUUGCCCUGGAUAUGGAUGACGGGAUUGAUGCGACUGUUGUACAUGAGGCAUUGCAAUAUAAAGGAAAGGGGGUGGGCAAUCUUGUAGACCGUAGUUUGGCUCCGAAAGAAGCUCCUCCCUGGGCCCGUGGUCGCGACUCAUGGAUUCAAAGUCCCCUGUUGCAGCUCCAUCAAGAGAUUGUGGAUUUCUGCGAGUUUGUUGCACCAACUGAGGAAGAACAACAGAUGCGAGAAACCGCAGUGGAGCGAGUAAGCGGUGUGGUUCAGUCAAUUUGGCCUCACUCCCAGGUGAAGGUUUUUGGUUCAUUUGCGACUGGUCUCUACCUGCCCACCAGUGAUGUUGACGUGGUUGUUUUGGACUCUGGAUGUACCGCUCUACAGGAUGGAUUGAAAGCUCUUGCAAAAGCCUUGACGAGGGGUCAUGUGGGCAAAAAUAUCCAGGUCAUCGGCAAAGCUAGAGUACCCAUUAUAAAGUUUGUGGAGACAGUAAGCAAUAUACCCUUUGAUAUCAGUUUUGAUGUUGCAAAUGGACCUGAGGCUGCAGACUUCAUUAAGGCUGCUAUGGGAGCUAUUCCACCUUUGAGGCCAUUAUGUUUGGUGUUAAAGAUAUUUUUGCAGCAACGAGAACUGAAUGAGGUUUAUCAGGGUGGAAUCGGUUCGUAUGCUCUGCUCGUGAUGCUUUUGACUCAUCUGCAGAUGCAUCCAAGCAAACGUCGUGUUAGUAGUCGUGGCCAAGGUCCUCCACUUGAAACCAAUCUCGGCAUUUUACUGGUGGAUUUUUUGGAUUUGUAUGGUCGGACUCUCAACAUGAAAGAUGUGGGUAUAUCUUGUCGAGGUGGAGGAAGGUUCUUUCCCAAAAGAGAUCGAGGUUUCAAUGACUCAAAGCGACCGUUUCUUCUUUGUGUUGAGGAUCCACAGUCACCAGAUAAUGACAUUGGAAAAAAUUCUUAUGCAAUUCAGAAGGUCCGUUCAGCAUUUAUGAUGGCACAUCGGCUCUUGACAAACUUGAGUGCAAACAAUGAAGUUGGUAUACUAAGUCGAAUCGUUCGUGUGGAUGAAAAACUUGUGGGGCGCAAAGUACCUGCAGCCCUUACUCCGAUGGCACAGAGUGUGCCUGCAAAGAGAUCACGUCCGGCAACCUUUGCUGGAUACUAUCAUGAAUCCAAACCUGUGUCGGAUGAGGACCGGUAUGUUGUAGGUGAUGGAACAUUCUCAAAUUCAGAUUCCGACGAUGUACUGGCGUACAAGACUCCACAGAGAGGGCGUCGAGGUCGCUGGCAGGACUACGAGGAGGAGGAUUUUCCUAGGGGAGAAUCAGCAGAUGGUUAUCUGUCUAAGAAGGCUAAAAGAGCUCAUAAAUACAAAGAAAGGGGUAAUGAUAAAGAUCCAUAUCCUAUGCCUCAAUUUACACCUGACAAUUACAAAGAUAUUGUCUCCCUACCUAAAGAGAAAGGAAGUGAGCACUCAAGAAAACGCCGUCGAGAGGAAAACCUGAAAUCGCAUUACAACUCCAGUGAUGUACCGAGAACCAAGAAGUCAUCGAAUGUGGCGGAGAAUUCUGGUCCAGAAGAAGGAGAAGUUAAACUUGGUCGAAGAGCCAGAAAGCGUGAAGAAUUUCUGAGGUGGAAAGCUGAAAAGAGCGAACGUGAGAGCAAGAGCUCGAGCAAUGCCAUCGUGAGUGACGAGGAAACCACAAAGCGUGCAAAAUCUGCGGCUAGGGACAAUGGACGUAAUCAGCACACGCAUUGGAAUGAGGAUGAAGUAGACAAUUCCAGAAGCAGGAAGAAGCAUUCUAGAUUCAAGGAGACGCCAGCAACUAACAGGGAAAAAGACAUCAAGGAUAGGUUGAGGGGUGAUGUAUCUGAUUUUACACGCCGAAUUGUUGUUACGAAACCUGCGCACAAGAAAAUAAAGUAUAUGUAAGUUCUUCAUCCAGGAAAGCUUUGGUUGUACUAUGGUUUAUUUUGGUGCCUAAUUCAUGGUAUGUUGGUAGGUGCCGAUUUUCACUGGCAACUUCGAUUAGAUUGUUUUUGCGCAUGGGAAAGUUAUUACCGACACUUGAGUUGGACAAAUCUAUUCAAUUGAUAAAAGAAAGCUUCAGUUGGAAAAUUCGAUAUUAUGUAUAAAGUCGAAGCAAACACUUGCAAUUUA